UGUCCCCCCUCUGUCCCCUCUGUCCCCCUGUCCCCAGGCCAUGCCCGAGGCGGUGCACUACAUCCACCUGCACAACUUCAGCCGCUCGGUGCUGGAGUCGCUGCAGGGGCAGCGCGAGUCCGGUCAGUUCUGCGACGUCACCGUGCGCAUCCGCGAGGCGUCGCUGCGCGCCCACCGCUGCGUGCUGGCCGCGGGCAGCCCCUUCUUCCACGACAAGCUGCGCCUCGGCCACUCGGCCAUCGAGGUGCCACCCGUGGUGCCCGCGGCCGCCGUGCGCCAGCUGGUCGAGUUCCUCUACAGCGGCAGCCUGGUGGUGGCACAGUCCGAGGCGCUGCACAUGCUGACGGCCGCCUCGGUGCUGCAGAUCAAGACGGUCAUCGAUGAGUGCACGCAGAUCAUCUCGCGGGGACGCGGUCCCACCGUGCCACCACCGGUGUCACAUCCCCGUAAGGUCACGCCACAACCGGACGGGCCCACGGAACCGGUGGCGGGUGGCCACAGCCGAAAGCAGCGGCAGCCGCUGCGCCGGGCGCCCGCGCUCAAGGAGGAGCACCGCGACACGCCGGGGGAUAACGAGGAUGAUGAUGAGGAAGAGGAUGAAGGUGGCCCUCAGGAUGGUGUCCCCACAGCGCUGGCGCCAUUCCCCAGCCAGGACCCACCGUUUUUUGGCACCACGGAGGUUUUCACCGAUGCUUUCCUGCCGCCGUGGCCCGGUGAUGGCGGCAGUGCCUUCGGGGCUGAGCAUGGACAGGAGGUGACCCCACUGCCGCUGCCACCACCGCCCUACGAAGGGGUUCAAGAUGGAGGUGCCAACCCCGCGCCCGCCCCGGCACCGCAGCGCCCGCCCCAGGCGCCGCACCAGUGCGGGCACUGCCACAAGAGCUUCAGCUCCCGCAAGAACUACACCAAGCACAUGUUCAUCCACUCAGGCGAGAAGCCCCACCAGUGCUCCAUCUGCUGGCGCUCCUUCUCUCUGCGUGACUACCUGCUGAAGCACAUGGUGACCCACACGGGCGUGCGCGCCUUCCAGUGCGCCGUGUGCUGCAAGCGCUUCACGCAGAAGAGCUCGCUCAACGUGCACAUGCGCACGCACCGCCCCGAGCGCUUCCAGUGCCGCCUCUGCGCCAAGGGCUUCUCCCACCGCACCCUCCUGGAGCGCCACGCCGCCGCCGCCCACGCCGUGACACCGCCGGGGACACCGCCGGGGCCACCACCACCAGGGCCAUCAUUGGGCCGGGGUUACCACCACCAGGGCCACCACCACCAGGGCCACCAUUAG
Molecule: messenger RNA, 1279 nt
Organism: Taeniopygia guttata (zebra finch)
Lineage: Eukaryota; Metazoa; Chordata; Aves; Passeriformes; Estrildidae
Source: RefSeq, a predicted model, not a curated record